GUCUGAUGAUUAACGGACAGAUCCUGAUGGUUGGUGUCAGCCUCAGACCGAAGGCGGCUCGCUGCCUAAAUGUUUCCUUCCGCCCUCAGUUGGUGAGCCUGCUGCUGAUCGGCGUGGCGGCCUGGGGGAAAUGGUUCGGCCUGGUCUCCAGCAUCAGCGUGGUGGCGGGGGUCAUCGGCGUGGGCGUCUUCCUCCUGGUGGUGGCCUUCGUGGGGCUUUGCGGCGCCCUGAAGCACCAGCAGGUGCUGCUCUUCUUCUACAUGAUGAUCCUGUUUCUAGUUUUCGUCCUGCAGUUCUCCAUCUCCUGCGCCUGCCUGGCUCUGAACAGCGACCAGCAGAACCAGCUGCUGGAGGUCGGCUGGAACAAGUCCGAGACGACCCAAAAGGACGUGGAGAAAACGCUGAACUGCUGUGGCUUCUCCGCCGUUAACCUCAACAGUUCCUGCGCCGCGAAAUGCUCGACCUCCCAUGAGACCUGCAGACCCUGUUCCAGCAUCCUGCAGAGCUACGCCGGCGAGGUGCUGCGCUUCGUGGGCGGCAUCGGCCUCUUCUUCAGCUUCACUGAGGUCCUUGGAGUCUGGCUGACCCAUAAAUACCGGAACCUGAAGGACCCCCGAGCGAACCCCGGAGCCUUCCUGUGACGGUGCUCUGCUGAUGGAUCCGUCAGCCGUCGGUGGUCAGGGAAUCCAGAUGUUGGAGAAUAAACUGCAGGAUGUGAUCAGAACCAUCUAGAGAACCAGGAGUUCUGGUUUUCCUCCUCUAUCAGUUUCUAUUUAAUGAUUCUUAUAAUAUAGUUUUCUGUUGGUGUUUAAGGUGGAAAUGUUGGGAUAACGGCGCCUCUGAGCCUGAAGCAGUGAAAUAUUCUCAUACUCCUAAACUGUGAAUAAAUGAAGUUCUGAA
Cyprinodon variegatus (sheepshead minnow) is the source of this 900-nucleotide messenger RNA. Its product is annotated as tetraspanin-13-like. The record is from RefSeq and is a predicted model, not a curated record. The transcript has 5 exons. Bases 6 to 641 code for a protein of 211 amino acids. Gene Ontology annotation, cellular component: membrane. NCBI's taxonomy places the organism in Eukaryota, Metazoa, Chordata, Actinopteri, Cyprinodontiformes, Cyprinodontidae.